Messenger RNA from Aethina tumida (small hive beetle), 1501 nucleotides. Its product is annotated as cathepsin L-like. Gene Ontology annotation, cellular component: lysosome. The transcript is spliced from 6 exons. The record is from RefSeq and is a predicted model, not a curated record. The coding region runs from base 147 to 1463 and encodes 438 amino acids. Lineage: Eukaryota; Metazoa; Arthropoda; Insecta; Coleoptera; Nitidulidae. Gene Ontology annotation, molecular function: cysteine-type endopeptidase activity. Gene Ontology annotation, biological process: immune response.
AUAAGAUGAAUAAAAUAAGAACUAUUUAGUAAUAUCCUCACUAUUCCGCUGAUCGGCAUCUGAUUGAGUGAGUGAGGUGUGAAUGUGUUGUGACAGUGCCUCGCUAAUUGGAAUAUUUCAUACUGUGCAAUUUGCACAAACAAAAAAUGAAAUCGUUAUACCUCUUAACAUGUCUUGUGGCGUUUUGCAACGCCGAAGCUGAGCCCAACCCUGAACCACAAUUUGGACGUGGCCUCACAGGAUUAGGAGCGAUUCCAAGAGGCAGAGGCAGGACACGUUUUAAUGUACAAAAUCCUGUUAAUUUCGGUAUCAGUGCGACUGCACCAGCUCAGAUUAAUGGGGACUUAGGUGCUCAGAUUGGGGUUAGAACUAAUCAAAUUGGAUUUAAUGGUAAAAUAAGAAAUUUUGAAGGCCAAAUCGGCCUGGGAAUUGGACAAACAACAGGUCCAGAAGCCAUUAGUACUGGGCGACUGAGGCUGGGAAUAUCUACUCAAGAUUUAGAAGAUUUGGUUAAUGAAGAGUGGUUGGCAUUCAAGUUAACUUAUAACAAAACCUAUGCCAGUCCAGAAAUAGAAAACUUUAGAAGAGAAAUUUUCAUCGAAAAUAGAGCAAAAAUUGCCAAAUUUAAUCAAGAGUAUGGUCAAGGCAGGAGAUCUUUUGUACAACAACUUAAUCCUUAUGGAGAUAUGCUGUUCCAUGAGUUCUUCAGAAAUCUCAACGGCUAUAAUAGGACAAAUCCCAAUGCAAGGAAUAUUCCCAUUCCAAAUGGAAGCACGUAUAUUCCAAGUGCAAAUGUAAUCCUACCUGAAAAUAUGGAUUGGAGGCAAGUUGGAGCCGUGUCGCCAGUUAAAAGUCAAGGACUGUGUGCCGGAUGUUGGGCGUUUGCUGCGGCUGGAGCAUUGGAAGGUCAUAAUUUCCGUAAAACAGGAAAUCUUGUAGAACUUAGUCCACAGAAUUUAAUUGACUGUACGAGAGAAAAUGGAAACAACGGUUGCCAAGGUGGAAAUAUCAACCCCGCAUUUGAAUACGUAAGAGAUAAUCCUGGCAUUGAUACUGAAGAAUCAUAUCCCUACGAAGCUAGAGACGCUGAAUGUCGUUUUAGAGAAGAUACUGUAGGAGGAGUUUGUACAGGUUACGUUGAUAUUGCCGAAGGUGAUGAGAAAGGUUUAGAAAUCGCGGUAGCCACAAUUGGUCCAGUGGCAGCGGCCAUCGACGCCAGCAGAGAAUCCCUUCAGUUUUAUUCCGAUGGAAUAUAUUAUGAUGCGGAAUGUAGUAACCAAAUUGAAGGAUUGAAUCAUGCCGUUCUUGUCGUAGGAUUCGGUACUGAACCUGAUGGCCAGAAGUACUGGUUGAUAAAAAAUUCGUAUGGUCAACAGUGGGGAAUUGGAGGUUACAUUAAAUUAGCAAAGGAUGCAGGCAACCAUUGCGGUAUUGCAAGUGCUGCUAGUUAUCCUCUAGUGUAAAUUAUGUUUAGGUUAAAAAAUAUAGGACAAAAUUUAAA